AUGGCUGCAGGACCGAAGAAACUUACUAUGCAAGGAGCAAACCUUCGAGCCUGCCGGUUGUAUACCUGGACUGGUUUUAAUGGACUUGGUUUUGAUCUGAAAACUCCAUCCACCGCACCGCAUGAGAUUGCGUUGGUUGAGUCGAAUAGUCCAGCAGCUGCAGGUGGUCUCAAAAUUGGUGAUAUUAUUCUCGCCGUAAAUGGCAAAGAUACGAUUAAAGCUAAAUACACUGACUUUACUAAAGCUAUUAACAAAGCUCGAGCUAAAAAAGGUCCAGUCGAAUUACGUGUUAUGGAGAAACGUUAUUAUGAUGAAGUAGUAAAGCAGAAAAUCAAAAUUAAUCCUAAAGAAGCCAGAGUAAUAGAAGCACCGCAGGCGCAACCAGCUGAUCAGGCAAACUUUCCGCAGAAGGAACGUAUAUGUGAUGUACGUUUAACAGAUGCUACUCAGUCGUUUGGCUUUGAACUGGUUAAUGGUGACAGGAAUAUUGGUGUAUUUAUUCAAGAAGUCAGUCCAAAUACGCCAGCUUCUAUUGCAGGAUUGCGCAAAAGUGAUCGAGUUAUCAAAGUUGACGGCGAAUUAGUUGACGAUAAACCAAGUCAACUUUCAUAUGAUAGAAUCAGAGAGGCAAAGAAAAAUCUGGCUGUAAAGCUCCUUGUUAUGGAUACGAAAACAUACAAAAAUUAUAAAAAAAGUGGUCCGCCACCAUCAGCACCAGCUCCAAUGUACGAGAAUCUGACGAGUGGUGGUAAACGUCAGACCGAUGACGAGAGCGAGCCCGAUGACCGAACACCAACAUCACCUCCACCAGCGUCCGACCAAUACGAGACUCCUGGAAUACAUGCAAUCGUUCCAAAACCAUCAUCCUCAUAUCCGACAACUACAGCAGCUCCACGAGAUGACUCAUCAGAUGACGAAACGUCACCAGCAUAUGUUUCUACAUCUCCCAAACCAUCAAGUGGUAUAGGAGCCGUGGUGCAUGCACAUCCCGUUGUGCCUGGUGCAGCAGGAAAAAAUUUACCACCAAAUCGACGAAGAUGCGAAUUGCGACGUGAUCGAACAUUGGGUUAUGGUUUCACGACUGACUACGACGGCUCAAAUGAAUACAAACAUAAAAUUAUUGAUAUCACAGCAAAUUCGCCGGCUGAUAAAAAAGGUCUGCGUAAAAAUGAUUAUAUUCUGACCAUCGAUGAUACAAUUGUUCAAAACAUGAAUAAAACUGAGUUCACCAGUUUUAUGCGCUCGUCAGGAAGCGCUGCCGAAUCAUCUGAUCGACCUUUAGUAUUGCAAGUAAUCAAUGAAGAUCAGUUGCGAAGUCGAUCGCCAUCAACACGGUCAGAACCUAUAGAGCCUCCAAAAGUUACUACUUCUGAAGUUUAUCCCGAACUACGUCGUUGUAUUAUUCGACGGUCAGCAAAAUAUCCUGACUUUGGUUUUCAAGUUGAUCAAUCAUCAAAUACAUACAGUGGUGCAGCUGGUUUUCAAAUUAAACAUCUCAAAUCGAAUUCUCCAGCUGACCGUACAAAUAUUGAAAACUACGAUUAUAUUAUUGAAGUAAACGGAAAAAAUGUUGAAAAUGACGAAUUGGAAGAUCUUCGAGACAACAUUAGAGAUAUUUAUAAAAAUAAGAACAACAUCGAACUAGUAGUGAUCGACGAAAUCGGCUAUCGAUGGUACAAAACACGUCAUUAUCCUAUUGAUCCAAAUUCAGCUAAGGCUAAAGUGACUCGAUAUGUUACACCUGCCUCACCUCAGAGCAGCCGAAAAAGUAGUAUCAGUACAGAUCCACCAACUACAAGUAGACCUAUUGUGCAACCUUCCACAUACGAGACACAUAUCCAUGAACCGCCACAAAGAGAUGAUACAGACAACUAUCGUCCAUCUCAUCACGAAGAUAAAAGUACCAAGCCGCCAGGAAAACAAGUUGAUUUGACCACAAGUCCAGAUGCUAAUUCGGGUAUGACAUCAGGAAGUGGUCAAAGAAACCAGUAUACAACUACUACUGCCGGCCAGUUGCCAUCGUCUGGUACAGGAUAUCCACAGUCACAAUAUCACAAUGGAACAUCUUCAUCACAACUCGUAGGUCAAUCAACAUCUAGACCUCCAUCACGCGCAAAUGUAAUUGAUCUUAUGUCUGAAAAAGGUGUUCUUCGCUAUUAUAAUUUAUCUAACGAGCAACGGGAGCCUUGGGGAUUCCGUUUGGAUACCCACUAUGGUAAACAUGUUAUUACAAAUGUGAAGCCGAAUUCAUUGGCAGCAUCUGCUGGUCUAAAGGAUCAUGACUGUAUCAUCGAAGUCGAUAGUAAAAGUGUCGAAGAUAAACCAAAUUCAGAGGUGCUUCAUUUACUGAGGAGUGCGUCGGUAAAAGGCAAGAUGAGUUUACUAGUUGCACCUCAUCUAGUUUACCAAUUACGGAAAAAUUCAGAAACAUUUUUCCAAAAAACCAACGAAGAAAGUUUUUACAGUAAUAUUCCUUCUCAAUUCAACAAUGGUCUGUCAUCAGCGAGAAGAGAUGAUAUUAUUAAUUUAUCACAUGAACCAUCCGAUCCACUGCCACGCAAAUGUUUACUUUUUCGCGAUUCACCAUCGAACAAGAAAUGCGGCUUUGAAGUUCUCCAAAAAGAAGGUUAUGAAACACCAAUCGUCUCCAAAGUAUAUGCCGAUAGUCCAGCUAAAAAAAGUGGUCUAACAGAAGGUGAUCAUAUUGUUGCGGUUCAAUCAAUCAAUGUUCAAAAGUUCAAAUCUGUUGAUGACGUGGUUGAUCGUAUUCGCCGGUAUUUUUACGAAACAGGCGAAGUAGAACUCCUAGUUCUGACUGGUCCAGCGUUUCAAGUCUUAAAACGACGUGGUGGAAAUUUAAUAGACCAGGAAUUCGAUUAUCAAUCGCAAAACGACAAAUCAAUGCAACCGCGUUUAUUGAGAUUAGACUUUCAGCCUGAUGAAUAUAUGUUUGGACUUUCAUUUCGUCGUGAAAACUCGCUAUACAUCAGCGAAGUCGAACCAGGCUCAUCCGCCUAUUGUCAUGGCGUCAAACCAGGCGAUAUCGUUCUUGAAAUCAACGGUCAAGAUGUGAAAUACACAUCAGUGAGUGAAAUUAAAGCACUCAUCGAAGAGAGUAAACAAAAACGAGGCUUGGAUAUCUUACUUAUUGAUUUUGACGGAUAUAAAUAUUCGGUAGAACACGCCAUUCCAUUGAAUUCACUUUUACCUUUCGUGAGAAAACGAAAAGGAUCUACAUCAGAUAAUAUUCGCCAUACGAUGUAUUUAUAA
This is a messenger RNA of Adineta ricciae, 3270 nucleotides long. The record is from the annotation of a GenBank genome assembly. NCBI's taxonomy places the organism in Eukaryota, Metazoa, Rotifera, Eurotatoria, Adinetida, Adinetidae.